Molecule: messenger RNA, 1151 nt
Organism: Ostrinia nubilalis (European corn borer)
Lineage: Eukaryota; Metazoa; Arthropoda; Insecta; Lepidoptera; Crambidae
Product: lipase 1-like
Exons: 6
Coding region: 216-1151 (311 amino acids)
Biological process (GO): lipid metabolic process
Source: RefSeq, a predicted model, not a curated record
GUAUCACGAAUGUCGCGCGGCAGCCGCAGGCGCACAUUUUCGUAACACAAUUUUGAAAAUAGAACGCUAAAUGCUGUUAUUUUUUUCAAAACCGUGACAUUAUUUUUUUUAAACCGUGAAAUUAAUUUUUAAAAUUAGAACGCUGUCUUUAGGCUGUGAUUAAAAAACAGACAGAGCAAUUUUAAGAAGAUUUUAGUCACAAUUUAUUUUCUUAAAUGGGUGCAAUGAGGUUUUCUGUGAUUAUAUUUUGUGCAGUCUUGUGCGUGUGCAGCGGGCAGCUGAGAAGGGAGGCGUAUGCGACUGUUCCUCAACUAAUCGCCUCGUCUGGUUACCCCGUCGAGAAGCACAGAGUGACGACUGAAGAUGGCUACAUACUGCAGAUCUUCAGGAUACCAGCCGGGAGACGGUCAGCCAGAAGGUCUGGUCCCAGCGCCAAGGGCAAGAGAGCUGUCAUGAUGGUCCAUGGCCUUUUGGGGAACAGCGGGAAUUUUGUUAUCAUGGGCCCUCAGAACAGUCUAGGAUACAUUUUAGCAGACGCGGGAUAUGACGUAUGGCUCGCGAACUUACGUGGAAACUUUUACACGGCGCACAAGAAUUUAACCCGGAACGACCCAGCCUUUUGGGAGUUCAGUUUCCACGAACAUGGCAAGUACGACGCACCGGCCAUCAUUGACAAGAUUUUGACCAUCACUGGCUUGUCAAAGGUCUUCUACAUCGGCCACUCCAUGGGCACCACAACGUUUUUCACCAUGCUGUCCCAAAGGCCGGAGUACAACGAUAAGCUGGUGGCCUUCGUGGCUAUGGCCCCGGCGGUCUACAUGAGCAAUAUGAAGGCGUUCGUGAAUUUCUUCUUGAAAUCAUUUGAUUUACUUAAUGUGAUGCGUCGUCGAGGCUAUCACGCCCUGUCGAUCCGUCCAGAAGUGCUGGCGAUGUUCGUCGGCAGCUUCUGCACAGCGAGGCAGCCACAAACAGACAUCUGCAUGAGGUUUCUGUACGCCAUCGUUGGUGAAGACUACGACCUGAACCCCUGGGACAUGGUCCCAGUUUUAUUAUCAAGCAUGCACCCCGCGUCGUUUCGACAGGUCGAACAUUUUGCAAAGGUCGCCAUGACAGGUAACCAAAAGCUUUAUAAUCGAUGCAAGUCUCACUAG